Molecule: messenger RNA, 823 nt
Organism: Cuscuta campestris
Lineage: Eukaryota; Viridiplantae; Streptophyta; Magnoliopsida; Solanales; Convolvulaceae
Source: the annotation of a GenBank genome assembly
CUAGGGAUACUCAAGUCCCAAGAAGCAGUGAACAAGCUGCUUGAAACGACCAAACAUAAGGGUCGCAAAGGACUUGGGUUUGACUCCUCUAGUUCCAAAAGGAAAGGGAAGACAACUUUCAUCCCUCCUAAACCUACUGCCAAACCUAAUAAGCAGAAAGGGAAGGAAAAGGAGAAACCAACAGAAGUUCCCAAAAAGAUAGUCCCUUCUAAGAACUAUAGGAAGCUGGACAGACCUCAAAAAGGAAAUAAUUUCAGAAGAAAACCCUCUAACCCCCAUUAUACACGAGGCUAUACUCAUUAUGGGGUAGACAGGAGUUUUCCAAGAAAUUCUGAGUGGAGAACUAUGCCAAGAUAUAAUCACCCUCCACCCCAGAAGCUAUUUGUGCCACCUAAGUAUGCUUAUAACCGACACAGGACAUACUAUGCACAACCUAGACAAAACUAUAGGUCUUAUCAACCUAGGUUUGCUAGGAGGAAACAGGAAAUAGCACCUCCUGCACGUAGGAAGUUUUAUGCCUACGACUAUGAUUACAAUCUCAACAAGUUUAGAGCGGCAAGGAAGAUUCCCUGCAACUUCAAACUUGAUGUAGGGACACACACCAUUAACUACUCCGGACCCAAACUUAAUUGGGUACCAAAAUCUUCCUCCUCCUAAUGCAGGAAGCCACUAAGUACCCAGGUGUCUGGUACUUAGACAGUGGCUGUUCAAGACACAUGACGAGUGAUGCAAGCCUUUUGAGCAAUCUAAUUCCCUAUGAUGGUCCAAGAGUUACUUUUGGAGGAAGCAAUGAUUUCGGCCUUACUAAAGGGCUAGGAAAUCU